Molecule: messenger RNA, 825 nt
Organism: Castor canadensis (American beaver)
Lineage: Eukaryota; Metazoa; Chordata; Mammalia; Rodentia; Castoridae
Source: RefSeq, a predicted model, not a curated record
AUGCGCCUUGGUCUUCUGGCACUGAUACAGAACGGUAUUGUGCACACACGGGUGCUAGGCAGGGCUGUGCAGUUCAGGUCAGGGGAAGGAAGGCAGCUCAGUGGGGAGCCUUCCUGCGUGGAGCAAACCGGCAGACUGGAUGUGGGAAUCCUGGCACCACCCCCGGUCAUGACCUUGGAUGGGGACCCGCCCAGCCGGAACCUGCCAGUCCUCCGUCAGUGCCGCCUCCCCGACUUGGCAGGGCUAGCUCCCCAAGCUGAAGCAGCCCUCGACGCCAGCAUGUCCCCCGACGCCAGCAAGCCGAGCCACUGGUGCAGCGUGGCGUACUGGGAGCACCGGACGCGGGUGGGCCGCCUCUACGCGGUGUGCGAGCAGGCCGUCAGCAUCUUCUACGACCUACCUCAGGGCAGCGGCUUCUGCCUGGGCCAGCUCAACCUGGAGCAGCGCAGUGAGGCGGUGCGGCGCACACGCAGCAAAAUCGGCUUCGGCAUCCUGCUCAGCAAGGAGCCCGACGGCGUGUGGGCCUACAAUCGGGGCGAGCACCCCAUCUUCGUCAACUCCCCGACGCUGGACGUGCCCGGCGGCCGCACCCUGGUCGUGCGCAAGGUGCCGCCCGGCUACUCCAUCAAGGUGUUCGACUUCGAACGCUCGGGGCUGCCUCGCGCAGAGCCCGACGCCGCCGACGGCCCCUACGACCCGCACAGCGCGCGCAUCAGCUUCGCCAAGGGCUGGGGACCCUGCUACUCGCGGCAGUUUAUCACCUCCUGCCCCUGCUGGCUGGAGAUCCUCCUCAACAACCACAGAUAGGGGCAGCCCGCCCCACGG